This is a messenger RNA of Mizuhopecten yessoensis (Yesso scallop), 2682 nucleotides long. RefSeq names its product ankyrin repeat domain-containing protein 50-like. The record is from RefSeq and is a predicted model, not a curated record. NCBI's taxonomy places the organism in Eukaryota, Metazoa, Mollusca, Bivalvia, Pectinida, Pectinidae. The coding region runs from base 30 to 2195 and encodes 721 amino acids. The transcript is spliced from 10 exons. Gene Ontology annotation, molecular function: protein binding.
UGGGAGGUAACUCUACUCACAAACUCGCAAUGGCUGAUGAUGCUGGACUGGGCCUCCGCGAUAAAUCCCAAGAUAAUACUAGAUCAGGUUUUGAGAAAAGGGAAAAGAGAAGACGAAUCAGAAAACUCCAAGAUGCUAUUUCUCAAAACCAGAUCAACAUUGUACAACAGAUGAUGGAGGAAGAUUUCGAUGUGGAUUUCCAGUAUCGUGGCCAGACAGCCUUGCAGUUGGCAGUAAAGGAGGGCUUAUAUGACAUGUGUGUGCUUCUAAUUAUUAAAGGAGCUGAUGUGAACAAGAUAGACUCGGACAUGAACAGUCUCCUCAAUAUAGCUUCAUGGCGAGGAUUUGAUGACAUAGUGGAAUUGUUGAUACAAAACAAAGCAGAUGUUGACUCUCAGAAUGACCUUGGAUGCACACCACUUAAUACAUGUGCUUAUAAAGGUCAUGCAUAUAUCUGUAGUCUUUUGUUAAAAGCUGGAUCUGAUUCUAACAUACAGAACUCACAUGGUCAAACUCCACUCCACACAGCAGCCAAACAAAGACAUGUAGAGAUCGUAGACUUGUUGAAGAGUUCUUCCUGUAACAUGAACCCAGGAGAUGAGAACAGGAAAACCCCAAUGAUAUGGGCCGCUGAUCUGGGGUUCACAGACAUAGUAGAAUCUCUUUUAUCAGGAGGUGCAGACCCUGACAAGCAGGAUAACUUGGGAAGGACAGCUCUCUACUGUGCUGCCUCACAAGGUUAUUUAGAGGUCACACAAGUACUCAUCAAAAGAAAGGCCAACCUGAACCUCCAAACUACCAAAGGCUGCACACCCUUGUUAGAUGCCAUAGGAAGUUCUUGUUCAGGUUCCCUUGACAUAGCCAGGCUGCUCAUCAGUUCAGGGUGUGAUGUGAAUUUAGCAGAUCGGCAGAGUCAGGCUCCCAUACAUGUUGCUGUCCGUCAGGUUUCCCAAAUGUUUGGGUCUCCGACUGAGAAUGCCUUGGCCUUGGUGAAGAUUUUGGUGAGUGGGAAGUGUGAUGUGAACCAGCCCGACAGUGAGGGAUGGACGCCUCUCUACCAGGCAGCUUUAGCCGGUAACCAAGAAAUCACCAAGAUAAUACUGGAAGGUCACGCUGAUGUGAAUAUCCAAACAAAAAAUGGAAACAGUGUCCUGCAUGCCGGGGCGAUGGGAAAUAGUUCGGCAGUAGUAAACACGUUAUUGUCAGCAGGUUCUGAUGUGAACAAAUCCAACUCGAAUAAUGAGCAUGCCCUGUUUGCAGCAAUCACUUGCAGAAGUAACAUACAGAUUGUAAAUGCCCUUAUCAAAUCUGGAAGUGACGUUGAUUUGAAGGAGAAGAAGUUACACUGUUCUGUCCUUCAUCAGGCUAUCAUACAGCACUACACAGAGGCAGCUUUACUUUUGAUAGAGUCUGGGUGUAAUAUUAAUGCUGUCACUGCCAAGCUGCAGACUCCUCUGUAUACAGCUGCUGAGAAAGGCAAUGAGACCGUGACAGAGAAGCUUAUCAGCAUGCCAAAGUGUCUGCUUAAUGGCACCAAGCAUUCAACAGUUCCCCUUCAUGUCGCUGUCACCAACAACCACUCCAAGGUAGCCAAGAUCCUCAUCAAGGCUGGCUGUAACAUCAACCAGAUGAAUGAAAAGUGCAUGACCCCAAUCAUGGCUGCCACUGAGGAGAACAAUGAAGAUGUUGCUAUGGUGCUACUGAGGUAUGGUUGUGACCUUAAUGGACAAGCCAAGGUCAGCAAGGUGUUACCUUGCUGUAUAGUGAGGGAAGACUUGCAUCCACAUUUUGACCUUGAACCUUUGUUUCUAGCCUUGACCCACAAGAAUGUUAAACUUCUAAUCACAUAUAUGAAGUUUUACUUCAAUAUUCCGUACAAACUGAUCAAGGUGCUGUCGGACAUCCUGAGGACAUCCAGGGACAUGAACACACAGUAUUCACCUGCUCAGAAAAAGACAAUACUGGCUGUAUUUGAUCAUACCAUGAAGCAUCCAAGAAAACUACAGGAAAUCUCCAGAGCUAUGAUUAGAGAAAAGUUGGGGAGUAGACCAGAGGUCAAACUGAAAGGUCUGACACUAGCAAGCAAGUUAAAAGAUUAUGUUUUGAUGUCGGAUGUUUUAGGUGAGGAGGAGGAGGAAGAAGAGCCAUCACAGGAAGAGAAAGAGAGAGGGAGGUUUGGUUUAGUGUUUGACUAGGUCAGUUAAUGUAAAAGGUCAUCCACUACAUACCAGGUACCCUGUACAAUGUAGACACUGCCAAGAUCUUCAACUGAUACGAGAAUAUGUGCAAUUUUGUUGCUUACAGGUUAAUUUUGUUUUUAUUUAUACCCUUAUAUUCUCAUGUUUUUUGUUUGUUUAAUACAUGUAUUUAUGUUUUCACCAGGUUGAAACCUGUACCUUGUUGUAAUGUUGUCAUUCUUUACAUUAUUUAUUACUGACCUUAAAUGGCCUUUAAUUAUACUCAGCAGCUGGCGAGUAAUACUUUCAUAUCUGCUAAAAAUGUACAGGUUUCGCCAUUUUUGCAGUUUUACAAGUCUUCCUGUAUGCCCGAGCCAUACUUUGGUGCAUGUCCCUGUGCUAACAGCAGUGCAAUACAGUUAAUCCAUCACUACCCAGUAUUAGACCGUGUUGGCUUACAUAUAUAUUUGUUAUUACCUGGUAGCUAUUUGCGGUGAAUUUGAUG